GGCUUUUGGGCGUUGUUUUCGGUGCCUUAAAUAUAUAAGAAAUAUUCUCAAAAUUGAAUAAAAAUUGUAUAAAAUUGAGACUGUUCCUAUUUGCAUUCGCAGUGGCUACGAAUUGCGCGCAAAUGCGAAUAAAGCGUCGUGUGCAACGACAACAGCAGCAAGUGGGUAAUAACCCAGGAGGCCAUUGACCGCGUUUCUAAACGGAACCGGAGUUUUGUAUACCACACCCAGUCAAAGAAGAAGCCAAGCGUCGUGGGACUAUGUCCACAAUCGAAGAAGAGCGUAGCGCGUACGAAAGGAAUCCAUAUUUUACUGGGCACAUCUACGGAAAUUUCUCACCGUUCUAUGUGACAAUUGCCAUUUGCACCGUUGUACUGGGCUCGAUAAUAAUAUUGAAUAUUAUCUUGGGUUGCUGCUCCAAGUAUCGCAAGUACUGGCAGGACAGGCAUACAGGCAAUCGCUGGUUAGUUUCGAUCUGGUCUGCCACGCCACACAAGCAACCACCAUUGGAUUUCACUGAAUUGAAGGACGGGUCGUAUUUUCAAAGCCUCCACCCGACCACACAUCAGCAAGUGUUCCCUGAGGAAGUGAUAGUGGGUGAAUUGGAGCCCGUGCAUCAGCAGCAUCAUCAUCAGCAACGUCCACCGCGUCCAGAAGGUCGUACUUUACAUCAACAACGUCAACGUGAGGAAUACGUUGAAUUGCAGAAGCGCGAGAGUGACAUUUAAGCCAAAUAGUUUGCCCACUCGACGCCUGAACAGC
Molecule: messenger RNA, 762 nt
Organism: Scaptodrosophila lebanonensis
Lineage: Eukaryota; Metazoa; Arthropoda; Insecta; Diptera; Drosophilidae
Gene: wrm1
Exons: 3
Coding region: 261-728 (155 amino acids)
Source: RefSeq, a predicted model, not a curated record